This is a messenger RNA of Marmota monax (woodchuck), 2612 nucleotides long. It is a transcript of the gene Gpr171, whose product is annotated as G protein-coupled receptor 171. Gene Ontology annotation, cellular component: membrane. The record is from RefSeq and is a predicted model, not a curated record. Gene Ontology annotation, biological process: G protein-coupled receptor signaling pathway. NCBI's taxonomy places the organism in Eukaryota, Metazoa, Chordata, Mammalia, Rodentia, Sciuridae. Bases 180 to 1139 code for a protein of 319 amino acids. Gene Ontology annotation, molecular function: G protein-coupled purinergic nucleotide receptor activity. The transcript has 2 exons.
GACAGGAAACAUUUAGUACAGCCAGGAACCCAGCAACGGGCUCUUGCUGCUGCAACUAACCCAACAGCUCACACUUCUCUGAAGACGAAGAGCUAGGCCAGCUCAGGCUAGAGAAAACACCCCCAGAUUCUUUGGGUUUUUAUUGGUUUUGGUUGAAACCAUCUUUUCUUUCCCUGAAAAUGAUGAACAGCUCGUCUUUCUGUCCAGUUUACAGAGAUCUAGAGCCAUUCACCUAUUUUUUUUAUCUGGUUUUCCUCAUUGGAAUUAUCGGAAGUUGCUUUGCAGCCUGGGCUUUUACACAGACCCCCACAAAUCACAGGUGUGUGAGCAUCUACCUGAUCAACUUGCUUACUGCCGAUUUCCUGCUCACUCUGGCGUUGCCAGUGAAAACUGUUGUGGACCUGGGCGUGGCGCCAUGGAAGCUAAGGAUAUUCCACUGCCAGGUGACAGCCUGCCUGAUCUACAUUAACAUGUACCUAUCCAUCAUCUUCCUGGCCUUUGUCAGCAUUGACCGCUACCUCCAGCUGAUCCACAGCUGCAAGAUCUACCGCAUCCAAGAACCUGGAUUCGCAAAAAUGAUCUCCACAGUUGUGUGGCUCAUGGUUCUUCUUAUAAUGGUCCCCAACAUGGCAAUCCCCAUCAAACACAUCCGGGAAAAGCCGAAUGUAGGCUGCAUGGAAUUUAAAAAUGAAUUUGGAAGAAACUGGCAUUUGCUGACCAACUUCAUAUGUGUAGCAAUAUUUCUGAAUUUCUCAGCCAUCAUUUUAAUAUCCAACUGCCUUGUGAUUCGACAACUCUACAGAAACAGAGAUAAUGAAAACUACCCAAACGUGAGACGGGCCCUCGUCAGCAUCCUCCUGGUAACGGCGGGCUACAUCGUUUGCUUCCUGCCCUACCACAUUGUGCGGAUCCCGUACACUCUCAGCCAGACGGAGGUCAUCUCUGACUGCUCCACCAGGAUCUCGCUCUUCAAAGCCAAGGAGGCCACGCUGCUACUGGCAGUGUCCAACCUGUGCUUUGACCCUAUCCUGUACUAUCAUCUCUCAAAAGCAUUCCGCUCUAAGGUCACUGAGACUUUUGCCUCACCUAAGGAGACUAAGGCCCAGAGAGAAAAAACAAGGUCUGAAAAUGAUGUAUAAAAUGUGGGGCUUUCAUGCUAUUGCCUCCUCCUUUACAGAACCUUUAAAGCUAUUUACAGUUUUGAAAGGCGGGAAAAAACGGGGGGUAGGGGUCUUGGUAAUAAAAAAUACAGACAGCAAGCAAAUGUGGACUGUCUUACACAGAAACCCAACUUCUAAAUGCAAGCCAAUCUCAUACUACUACUGCGGUUGUCAAACUACUGAGCCCAGAUAUUUCUACAAGAAAACCAAAGAGUGUUGUUCAACCAGUGUCAAUCCGUGCAGUACCCUUGAAAUCAAAAAUUGUCCAUGACACAGACUCAGGUAUUCAUUUAACUACCCAGAACUGAACUUUCCAAUGAAACAGUAAAAUAAGCUCCCUGUGAAUUUUCAGGAAGCCCCUCAGCAAAACAAUUUUAAAGGACUUCAGAUAACUUUAAAAAAGACCAAAAAAAAAAAAAAUGUAUACAGAACCACCUGUUGCCUGAUUUAUUUUUAAUUCAUUACUUAAAAAACAGUAAUCCUUCAGUCUGCUACUCCUCCAGGUUUGUUUGUUUGUUUGUUUGUUUGUUUUUUGUAGUUAUAUAUGGUUAUAUAUAUGCCUUUAUUUUGUUUAUUUUUAUGUGGUGCUAAGGAUCGAACCCAGGGUCUCAUGCAUGUUAGGCAAGCGCUCUGCCACUGAGCUACAGCCCUAGCCCCUCCUCCAGGUUUUAACAUCGAACUUUUUCUAAUAGCUAAGAGCUUUGGGGUUUGGGGUUUGGGGUUUGGGGUUGUGGAUCAGUGGUAGAGCACUUGCUUAGCAUGUGUGAGGCCCUGGGUUCAAUUCUCAGCAUCGCAUAUAAAGAAAAUAAAGUUCCAUUGACCACUAAAAUAAAUAUAUAUAAAGCUUUUAUUUAUUAAAAAAAAUUUGAAAAUUCAUGGAUAAUUUUUAAUGUGUUACAUAUGCUUAUAUUCAAUCAGUAAAUUACAAAGGCAUCCUAUUGUAAUAAUAAAUCUAGUGAUUUCAUGUUUUUAUUUUGUCAUACUAUGUAACACACAGGCCCUAUUUCAUUUUCAAAGGGAGUUAUUAGAUUAUACCAGGUAUUGAAACUAUCAUUUCCAAACCAGAAACUCAUGUGGAAGGUAUGGAAAAAUAGCUCCAGAUGGCCUUAAAACAGACACAGCAGCGCCACAGAGCAGGCCAUGUAAAGGACACGAGGGCUGGGCCAGUGGCCAGCUCAGGCCCAGGGAGAUGAGCCUGCCCCACGUGGGGCAGGCUAUUUGAAAUACAGGAGACUCCAAUGCUCAGGGUCCCGGCUCUGAUCAAAUUCUCUCCAUGGCCAGUGAUACAGGUAGGCCUCAGCACAUAGGAGUAAACAGCAGUCAGUCGGAGGAGGGUGGGAAAGUUUGGCAAGCGCACGUGAGUCUCAGCCCUCAGCAUCAUUAGUCAAACCUUGACCAACAGCUGGCAGCAGACCGCAUCGUCUGCCAUGGUUAAGAAACAGUGGCCCUGGG